Juglans regia (Persian walnut) is the source of this 2580-nucleotide messenger RNA. RefSeq lists its product as uncharacterized. Gene Ontology annotation, molecular function: DNA helicase activity. Gene Ontology annotation, biological process: DNA repair; telomere maintenance. The record is from RefSeq and is a predicted model, not a curated record. Lineage: Eukaryota; Viridiplantae; Streptophyta; Magnoliopsida; Fagales; Juglandaceae. The coding region runs from base 1 to 2580 and encodes 859 amino acids. The transcript has a single exon.
AUGUAUGUAAAAAUUGAGACGUCAAGAUUGGAUUAUUUUCGUAAUAAGCAACAAGAGAUUCGAUCUGAAGUAUAUCAAGGAAUAGUUGACAGUCUAUCAAUUGGACAAAGCAAUGCUUCUAAAGUUGGUAAAAGCAUCAUUCUGCCUUCUUCUUUUAUUGGAGGUCCAAGAGAUAUGCGCAAAAGAUAUAUGGAAGCAAUGGCUUUAAUCCAACGCUUUGGAAAACCGGACAUCUUUUUAACCAUGACAUGCAACCCAAGUUGGAAAGAAAUCUUAGAUGAAUUGGGUCCACAAGAAGAAGCAAAAAAUCGUCCUGAUUUGAUUGCACGUAUCUUUAGAGCAAAAUUAGAAGAACUGAAAGAUGAAUUAUUCAAACGGGAGAUAUUUGGGAAAGUUUCAGCAUAUGUAUACGUCAUUGAACAUCAAAAAAAAGGAUUACCACAUGCACAUUUCUUGAUCAUACUACAAAGAGAUUGGAAAAUCUAUGCUCCAGAAUCUAUUGAUGAAAUUGUAUCAGCAGAAAUACCUGACAGAGAAAGAAAUCUACAUUUGCACAAGACAGUAAAAAGACAUAUGAUGCAUGGCCCCUGUGGAGUACUGAAUCCGAACAAUGUGUGUAUGAAAGCAAAUGACAGUUGUAAAAACCACUUUCCAAAAAGUUUUGUACCUAACACAACCGUUGGAAUCGAUUGUUUCCCACAGUACAAACGUUGUGAUAAUGGAAUGACUGUCAAAGUCAGAGGUAAAGAUUUAGAUAACCGUUGGGUUGUUCCACAUAAUCCAUAUCUCCUUGCCAAAUUUGAUUGUCACUUGAAUGUAGAAAUUUGCUCAACAAUCAAAGCAGUCAAAUACCUUUAUAAGUACAUUUAUAAAGGUCAUGAUCGUGUUGCUUUCAACUUGAUUCCUGGACAAAACAUUCAAGAUAUAGAUGAAAUCCAACAGUUUCAAUCAGCCAGAUGGAUUGCUCCACCAGAAGCUAUGUGGAGAAUAUACGGUUUUAUUCUUAAUGAAAUGCAUCCAUCAGUUUACAGUUUACAUCUACAUCUUGAAGAUCAACAUCUGGUAGCUUUUCAUGCACAUGACAACCUUAACAAUGUUCUAAGAUCUGAUUUUACGGCAAAAUCAAUGUUGACUGAAUUCUUUUCAACAAAUCAAGCUAAUGAAAAUGCACGAAAACUACUGUACAAAGAAUUUCCUGAAGCUUUUGUUUGGAACCAGCAACACAAAAUAUGGACUCCAAGAAAGAAGAAAACUGUUAUAGGCCGCAUUGUUACAGCAAGUCCAUUCGAAGGUGAAAGGUAUUACUUACGGAUAUUGUUAAAUCAUAUAAAAGGCCCUUUAUCAUUUGACCACAUCAAAACAGUUGGCAAUGUCACUGCACCAACCUUUCGUGAAGCAGCUACAUUACAUGGUUUGUUACAAAGAGAUACCAGUUUGCAAGAUUGUAUGCAAGAGGCUUCCUUAUACCAAAUACCACACAGUUUAAGACGGUUAUUUGCAACAAUUUUAGUAUACUGUAAUCCAACAAAUCCUAGAGAACUUUGGGAAUAUUUUGAACAAGAUAUGUCAAGUGAUUUCCAAACAAGUGUUGCAACAUCAGCAGAUAUUAGGACAAAAGUCUUACGAAGCAUCUCUUCUACACUUGAAUCGAUGGGAAAAGACAUAAACAUGUUUCAUUUAAUAGAACAUGAUGUCUCUUUUGAUCAGAACGAAACUGAAGCUAGAGAAAUAAAUGAUGAAUUUGCAGUUCUGAUACCAGAAGAAGAUCUUAUGGCUUCGAUGAGUCUUAAUUCUGAACAACAACACGCAUAUGAAUCAAUUUUGCAGAAAGUCCUUCUAAAUGAAUCUGCUGCAUUUUUCAUUGAUGGUCCGGGCGGAACAGGGAAAACAUUCUUAUAUAAAGCACUUCUCGCUACAGUAAGAUCAAGAAACUUAAUUGCUCUUGCAACUGCAUCGUCUGGUGUUGCUGCAUCUAUUUUACCUGGAGGUCGAACAGCCCAUUCACGCUUCAAAAUUCCUUUAGAUCUUGACAAAAAUAGUACUUGUUGUGUAAGCAAACAAGGUGCUCUUGCCAAAUUGUUACGUCUUGCAAAGCUAAUCAUAUGGGAUGAAGCACCUAUGUCUAGAAAAGAAUGUAUGCAAGCAUUAGAUAAAAUGUUACAAGACAUAACUGAUUCAAGAUUACCAUUUGGUGGAAAAAUUAUCGUAUUCGGUGGAGAUUUUCGUCAGGUCCUACCUGUGAUUCGUAAAGGCACAAGACAAGAAGAAGUUAAUGCCAGUUUAGCAUCGUCAUAUUUGUGGUCCACUUUAACUAAGAUUAGGUUGAGUGAAAAUAUGCGAGCAAGAUUCGAUCCAAACUUCUCAAAUUAUUUACUUCAGGUCGGAAAUAGAACAACACCAAUCACAAUUGAGAAUAAGAUCAAAAUUUCCAAUGAAAUGCACAUUCCUUACAAAAAUGAUGUGGAGUCUUUAGAUGAUCUGAUCGAUGCAGUCUUCCAAGAUAUUGGCAGCUAUUCAGAAAAAUUUAUCCGAAAUGACAAAUCGAGCUAUCUUGACACCAAAGAACAACUCUGUCGAUGA